UUUUCGUCCGAGCACAGGGAACCGAUCCCAUACGAAACCUCGAAUAGCCUCCCAAUCCCUAAACCCGCCCCGAUUCCGCCCCCUUCCCCCAAUUCCGUCGCCGAAAUCCCGCCUCCAAUUCCGAUCGACUCCCGAUCUUGCUAGGGGAGUAUCUCCUCUUAAUUCCGUCCAUCUGUCGGUCUGUCGCCCUGACCCUUCCGCCGUUUCGAGUCGCCGUCGGUUAGAAGGCUUGGGACCGCGUGGGUGUUCCGGAUUGAAUUCGUCUUGGAAUGGGAGAUCUGCAGUCGUGGCCGCCGCUGGACAACGGCGACGCGGCUGGGGGGCACCACUCGCCGCGGGCGCAAUUGCAGGAGCCUAAUCCCCACCCCUCGAUGAUCAGGGCCGAGAACUGGCGACGGGCCGAGGAGGCCACUCGAGAGGUCCUGCGGUGUAUCCGGCCGACGGUGGUCUCCGAACAGAGGCGGAAGGCCGUCGUGGAUUACGUACAGCAGCUGCUCAGGACGCGCAUCCCGAGUGAUGUGUUCCCAUUUGGAUCAGUUCCCCUGAAGACAUAUCUUCCUGAUGGAGAUAUUGACCUUACUGCUCUUGGUUUUCCAAACACUGAAGAUGCUUUGGCAAAUGAAGUGUGUUCUGUUCUUGGAGAAGAAGAACGGAAUAAGGAUGCCGAGUUUGAAGUGAAGGAUGUACAACUCAUUCGUGCUGAGGUUAAACUUGUCAAAUGCAUCGUGCAGAAUAUUGUGGUGGAUAUCUCAUUCAAUCAGAUUGGUGGGCUUUGUACACUUUGCUUUCUUGAGAAGGUUGACCGAAAAAUUGGGAAAAAUCAUCUUUUCAAACGCAGUAUAAUAUUGAUCAAAGCUUGGUGUUAUUAUGAAAGUCGCAUUCUUGGAGCUCAUCAUGGUCUGAUUUCGACAUAUGCAUUGGAGAUUUUAGUAUUGUAUGUCUUCCAUCUAUUCCAUAAUUAUUUAGAUGGCCCUUUGGCGGUUCUAUACAUGUUUUUGGACUACUAUAGCAAAUUUAAUUGGGAGAAAUACUGUGUCAGUUUAGAUGGUCCUGUUUCUGUUUCUUCGCUACCAGAGCUAGUCGUGGAACCACCAGAAUCUAAUGGGAGCUGUUUACUACUUAAUGAGGAAUUUAUUAAAGAAUGCACAGAAAUGUUUUCAGUUCCAUCUAGAACAUAUGGAAAUAAUUACCAGGUAUUCACUCAGAAGCAUCUAAACAUAGUUGAUCCUUUGAAACGAAACAAUAAUCUUGGACGAAGUGUUAGCAAAGGUAACUUCUACCGUAUUCGCAGUGCAUUUACUUAUGGUGCUCGAAAACUUGGUCAGAUACUUCUAUUGCCUUCUGAAAGUAUUGGAAAUGAAGUUAAUUUGUUCUUCAAAAGUACUUUGGAUAGACAUGGAACUGGGGAAAGGCCCGAUGUGCAAGAUGCAGCUUCUAGUUGUCCAGACAGUGGAACUAUUAAUGAUAAUAGGGUUGAAUCUAUAUUAUCAAACUUGAAUAUUGAAGACAACAACAAGGAGUCACAUGUUCUAUGUUCAAUGGCCAGUAUGUCUAACGGCACAUUAAGUGAGAAGAUAAAUAACAUCAAGAUUUUAGACUCGGAGCAGGAGAACACAUCCAAAAAGCAAUCUGACAGGCAUUCCUCUAGUCAGAAUUAUAACUCAAACUGGCUGCAUAACUGUUUUAAAAUUGGUUCUGUUGUUCCUGUGGAAGAUGUUUCAGGUAAACAUUUGGUUGAUAAUGCUAGAGAUCUUGUUUCUGCUAGAUCAUAUGAUUCAAGGUCAUCAGAUGAAAGUCUCAAGGCUUCAACUUCUGGAAAAGUUCAUCAUGCACCCCACUUGUUCUUUCAUGUAGAGAACAUAUCUGAGGAUGGGACGAUCGAUAAUUUGAAUUCAGGGGAUAAUGGAACAGAAAGAGUGUCUUCAGGCAGAUCUUCAGCCCCUAAUGAGGAAAUGAAACAUGAAAUUAAGACAUCAAGUAGUGCAUCCUGUUUUAGAAAACCCACUUUUUCUGUGGCUGCUGGAUCCAUCCAUGAAUCAUCAUCAUCAAGUUGGAAUUCCUAUCUGUCAGAAGAUUCAAGCCUUGGGGAUUGCUCAACUAAUGGAAAUUUAAGUCAUGCAAGUCCCAAAUCUAGUAAAUUGUCAGAUCUCAUUGGUGAUUAUCGUCUGUACUUUAGCAAUCUUCAACAUGCUCAGGAGUUCCAGGAAUGCAUAGUGAGCUCAUAUCUAGUCCCAGUCUACCGAACAUCUCCUUCCCAGUUUCAGAGCAAACACACCUGGAACAUGCGAAACAUGUACUCGCAUCUAGGUGCAAAUGGACUUGGUCCUGCACCACCAUUUUCUCCAAGUUAUUAUUUAAUCCCACCUGUGAUUUCUAAUGAUUAUGGUACCAAAGAUAUCACAAAAACAAGGGGAACUGGCACGUACCUUCCCAUCACGAAUUCUCGUUCAUACAGAGAUAGACAACCAUCAGGAAGGGGCAAGAAUCAAAUGCUUACAGAUCACUCUCCAAGAUACCACAGACAUGGUCCCAUGGACACACCAGAUUAUGGGGGUUCAUCAGAGGAAAGGAAUCAGUGGUCAUCUCCACGUUCACAAGCUCCAGCUUUUGUGGUAAAUGGUCAUGAAAAGCCAAUUCCAUCGGAUGUUCCUCAGUCCACACGCCCUGCUUUUGUGGUGGUUCCCCGUGGCAAUCCACCAGAGGGAAAACUCGAAUUUGGGUCUCUUGGUCCUGUUACUGUGGGAGUUCCCUCUCCAGGACAAGGUAGCAAUUUUGAGUCAGUCAAUCUUGUCGGUCGGGGCUUAGGGUCAGUGAUUCCUGAAUCAACGGUUGAAAGACCCUAUAAGAGCUUGAACCAUGCAAGGCUAAGCCAACCAUAUCAGCUCAAAGAUGAAGGUGAUUUCCCUCCACUAGCCGGAUGAAGGCCAUGGACUACAUUCUCCUACAUCAAGUAGAAAGCAGAUAUGGGAAGACUUGAACAUCAAAUGCUAACUAUGUGGAGCAGUUGCUUGAGCAGCAGUUCUAAGGUGUAAAUAGUAAUGUGUUUUUUGUGUUAGGGUGGUGAAUUAGCAUACUGUACAUCCUAAUUGUCUUUUUAAAAUCGGUAUCUCACACCACAUUAUGGUGGAUCUUGAUCAGGUCGUGAUUUAUUCCCCUCUUUCAAUCUAUAUAGUUUGUGCCUUUGCAAUGCUUUAAA
Musa acuminata AAA Group (dessert banana) is the source of this 3196-nucleotide messenger RNA. RefSeq lists its product as uncharacterized. The coding region runs from base 270 to 2921 and encodes 883 amino acids. Lineage: Eukaryota; Viridiplantae; Streptophyta; Magnoliopsida; Zingiberales; Musaceae. The transcript is spliced from 9 exons. The record is from RefSeq and is a predicted model, not a curated record.